AUGAAGACAAAGGCAACUGGGUCUAAACAAAGAUCUUACUCACAAAUUAAGACCAUACAACAAGGUAAAACUUCUAGCUCAGGGAAUCGUCUUCCUGAAGUAACUGUGACUGAUGGGCAGUGGCAGUCAAUGAUGACAGCUACUGGUCGGCUUGCUGAGAGACCCUUGCUGCGUAUGAAUGGGGUGUUGGUGGGAGGAAGUACCGAAGUCUCAGAAGCUUUGGUUGUGGAUCGUUCGUUUAAAUUCAAAAGAAUUUGGAAUGCUGUUGUUCCUCCUCGCGUGAAAUUCUUUAUCUGGACUUCGUUUCAUAACCGAGUUCCCACACUUCAGUUUCUUUCUCAAAGGAAAAUUGUGCCGGUUGAUGCAGGUUGUAUUGUUUGUGGAAUGGAAGAAUCUCAGUCACAUUUGUUUCUUCAUUGUGAGUUUGCUAGUGCAGUUUGGUACAAAGUGCUUCGGAAGGUUGGUCUGAGUUGGGUUAUUCCUAAGGAAUUUGAUGAUUUCCUUCUCCAUUGGAUUCAUCUCAUUCCACAUGGAAAAUAUGCUAAUCUUUGGCAAUCUCUUUGGUUUUUUCUUAUCUGGGAAAUUUGGAAGGCUCGUAACAUGAAGAUUUUUCAGCAGAAGCAAACAUCUUAG
Messenger RNA from Mercurialis annua (annual mercury), 633 nucleotides. RefSeq lists its product as uncharacterized. NCBI's taxonomy places the organism in Eukaryota, Viridiplantae, Streptophyta, Magnoliopsida, Malpighiales, Euphorbiaceae. The coding region runs from base 1 to 633 and encodes 210 amino acids. The transcript has 2 exons. The record is from RefSeq and is a predicted model, not a curated record.